UUCCUCCCAAAGAAAAGAAGCCCGCUGGGGCGUGAGCGGGACGGGCUGGCGUCUUGUUUUUGAGCCAUGGGGUUCUCAGAGCCCCGCGCAUGGCUCUCUACGAGCAUCUAAGCAUCCUCCGGCUGCGCCUCCCAGGAUUGAGGGCGGUGGCCACUCCGGGGUCCCCACGCCUCGCGCUGGGGGCCUGCCUCACCGUCUUCCCCACCCCCCUGGUUCCCGCAGCCAAUGGCUCCUCGUUGCCGGCCCUCCGCUCGCCGGGCAGGCGGGGACUGGGGAGAAUAAAGCAGGCAGAGGGGGGAACGCUGGUGAUCGCGGAGGCCCAGAGGCACGCCCUGGGACAGGCGUAUGCAGCCCCCCAGAGAGAAAGCAAACCCCGAAAAUGUGGCUUCAGGGACGAAAUUUACGAGAGCCUCUCCCAACCGGGGCGCCUCCCGCGGGGAACGGAGAUCCUCUCGCCUCCCCAGGCUCCCUAUUCCCCGGUACCGCUGCGCCCGCUCCCCGAGCCAGCCGGGGUCUAGCUGCAGUCGGCAAGCCAGAGCGGUCGCGGCGCCGGGCCCCUGGGCACCGAAGAAACCUCAGCUGGUGCACCGCUUCUCCUUCCACCCGGUGACUUGGGGGAGGGGAGGGCACGCUGCAGAAUUGGGGACACUUCUCUCUCUCCCCCAGCCCCUUGGGCGCUUAGCCUCAGACUCCGUUUACUUUGCGGGGCACGAAGGUGGGGCCCAGUUCCUGGCUGCUCUCUGCUCCACUUACGGCGACAAUGCCUCCUAGCGCCCUGCGCAGCGCAGUCACGCUCCCUCGGCCGCCGGCGGCGCCCCAUGCAACAGCAGCUCGCGGGAGCCGGCCGGGAGGGGCGCGAAGGGCUGCGGGUUCUGAGCGCGCUGCUGCGGGGCCAGUCGCUGGGCUAGGAACGGCGCGGGGGCGGGAGCAUGCCGCCGAGUGCAGCCAAUCAGCGCGCGGGUCCCCACGCCGCUCCCGGGAAAGGCGCGCCCGGAAAAGCUGCCCGCGCGCUCUCGUCCGCAGGGUGGAUCCGCUUUGUAUUCGACUUCUGGAGGGAAAAAGCUUAGCGGGGCGGGAGUGUAGACGGGAAUGUGCAACAGAUCCAGGAUCAAUAGGAUUGAGCCUCCAGGUUUGUUUUUCUCAAGGUAGGGGAGUUGAAUUAGCCAGAUCAGGGGGACUUUGGGAAGCGUGAAGGUGGGGACUAGAGAGCUUUUCCCGUGAUGCCUUCAAGGCGGCCGUUCUGUUUUCAGAGGCAAUAAUUCUGGUGACACGAAAUUACUCUACGUCUCCAAAUCCCAGUGUUGUUUCCUAUUAAGAUAGGGGUUAAAUGUAUAAAUACCUACUUCACGGGGUCAUUGUGAGGAUUGCUACAUGGAAAGUUACGUGCAGUGCCCAGCAUGACGGGUCAGGGGAGGGGAGCUGCUUCUCAGGCCUAAAUUUUCAGAGGAUUCCCCAUAGACUUUUUUUGGUCCUUCAAAUUAGUGAAGUUUUUUCAGUUUUAUUGAGGUAUAGUUGAUUUACAAUGUUGCAUUUAAUUUCUGCUCUACAGCAGAGUGACUCAGUAAUACACAAUAUAUAUUCUUUUUCAUAUUCUUUCCCAUUAUGGUUUAAUGGACCAUAUUGAAUAUAGUUCCCUGUACUAUACAGUAGGGCCUUGUUGUUUUUCCUCCCUGUAGACUCUUUACUAGGCUCUGUGAGGAACAGGAAAGAGAUGAGGCCCCCACUCAACCAGCAAUGACAGUCAGUGAGUCAAGUGUUCUGAUAAACAGAAGCAUGUAUUAAGUAUGUGUGAGUCCUAAAGAAAGAACAUUUAAUUCCACCCCUGGGGAUUGGAGCAGUCAGAGAAGAAACCCACAUUUGCCUGGGUCUUGAUGGAUGUUAUGGGUUAAUUUAUGUCUCUCCCUUCCACCAAAAAAAAAAAAAAAAAAGGUAUGUUAAAGACUUAACCCCCAUACACAUCCCCAGAAAAUGAUCUUAUUUGGAAACAAGUUCAUUGCAGAUAUAAUUAGUUAAGAUGAAGUCAUACUGGCAUAGGAUGUGACUGGUGUUCUUGUAAGAAGAGAAGAGUUACACAGGCACACGGGGAAAGUCCAUAUGAAGAUGGAGGCGGAGUCUGCAAA
Molecule: messenger RNA, 2120 nt
Organism: Sus scrofa (pig)
Lineage: Eukaryota; Metazoa; Chordata; Mammalia; Artiodactyla; Suidae
Source: RefSeq, a predicted model, not a curated record